Psilocybe cubensis is the source of this 987-nucleotide messenger RNA. RefSeq lists its product as uncharacterized. Bases 1 to 987 code for a protein of 328 amino acids. The transcript is spliced from 3 exons. Lineage: Eukaryota; Fungi; Basidiomycota; Agaricomycetes; Agaricales; Agrocybaceae. The record is from RefSeq and is a predicted model, not a curated record. Gene Ontology annotation, molecular function: protein binding.
AUGUUCCCCCCCACAAAGAGAAAACGAAUGGACGAUAGUGUCAAAAACCAAAUGCGCUCCGAAGGUGUCAAGCGUUCGCAUUCUCUCUGGUUUGAGGACGGGAGCGUUAUCCUUGAAGCACAGAAAACCCAGUUUCGGGUGCAUCGGAGCAUCCUUUGCAACUACUCAAAGGUUUUUCAGGACAUGUUCACUGUGCCACAACCCGAAUCUUCGGCAAUGGUAGACGGUGUACCUCUAAUUCAUGUAAUUGAUGAUGCAGUAGACUGGGAAAACGUGUUGGGGAUCAUCUACUUCGGCUUGAAGAUGCACGAGGAUCACUCUAUCGGAGUUCUCAUAUCUAUGAUGCGGCUUGGUCACAAAUACCAAUUUGACGAUAUCAAGACUGCCGCCGUCCAACGAUUGUUGAAAGAAUUUCCAACCAAUUUUGUCGAGUGGACAAACGACGCUGCGUCCGAUCCUCACCGCACUAUCAUGCAAAAUGAUGCCUACUUCUCGCGAGGACACGAGAUCGACUUGAUUAACAUCGCGUCGGAAAUCCAGUUCCAACAGAUUUUACCUGUACUGUACUAUAUUCUUCUAAGGGAUCGACCGCUGACAGAAAUAUUCGAUGGCACGAUGCGAAAAGACAGGACUGUAGCCAUGCUGGCUCCAGAGACGCAACGAAUCUUGAUUCUUGGUCGAGACAGGAUUCUUCGCGGAACGAUUGCGCAUACAUUGGCGUGGUUUGAAGGCGAUAUCACCGACGAUUGUGCCACCUGCCAAGGGAAGCGCGUCGGCAAUGCGCUGAAUGUCGCGAUGGGCAUGCUCACCUACGAUGUAUCUGUUGCUCUGCAAGACACUGCUUCCGAAAUUGUAGCUGGGUUGUGCAACGAGUGCAAGGAGGAGGCGGAGACGGAGAUGGCUCUUGGAAGGCAACAGCUAUGGGCUGAGCUGCCUUCAUACUUUGAUCUGCCUUCCUGGGAUGUGCUUGCUAAAUUCAACAACUGA